AUGACUGACAAAAUCUCCCUAGGUACUUAUCUGUUUGAAAAGUUAAAGGAAGCAGGCUCUUAUUCCAUCUUUGGUGUUCCUGGUGAUUUCAAUUUGGCAUUGUUGGACCACGUCAAGGAAGUUGAAGGCAUUAGAUGGGUCGGUAACGCUAACGAGUUGAAUGCCGGCUACGAAGCUGAUGGUUAUGCAAGAAUCAAUGGAUUUGCAUCCCUAAUCACCACCUUUGGUGUCGGUGAAUUGUCUGCCGUCAAUGCCAUUGCAGGUUCUUAUGCUGAACACGUCCCAUUGAUCCAUAUUGUUGGUAUGCCUUCCUUGUCUGCUAUGAAGAACAACUUGUUGUUACACCAUACCUUGGGUGACACAAGAUUCGACAACUUCACCGAAAUGUCAAAGAAAAUCAGUGCAAAGGUUGAGAUUGUUUACGAUUUGGAAUCAGCUCCAAAAUUAAUUAAUAACUUGAUUGAAACCGCUUAUCACACAAAGAGACCAGUCUACUUGGGACUUCCUUCCAACUUUGCUGAUGAAUUGGUUCCAGCGGCAUUAGUUAAGGAAAACAAGUUACAUUUAGAAGAACCUCUAAACAACCCUGUUGCUGAAGAAGAAUUCAUUCAUAACGUUGUUGAAAUGGUCAAGAAGGCAGAAAAACCAAUCAUUCUCGUUGACGCUUGUGCUGCAAGACAUAACAUUUCUAAGGAAGUGAGAGAGUUGGCUAAAUUGACUAAAUUCCCUGUCUUCACCACCCCAAUGGGUAAAUCUACUGUUGAUGAAGAUGAUGAAGAAUUCUUUGGCUUAUACUUGGGUUCUCUAUCUGCUCCAGAUGUUAAGGACAUUGUUGGCCCAACCGAUUGUAUCUUAUCCUUAGGUGGUUUACCUUCUGAUUUCAACACCGGUUCCUUCUCAUAUGGUUACACUACUAAGAAUGUCGUUGAAUUCCAUUCCAACUACUGUAAAUUCAAAUCUGCAACUUAUGAAAACUUGAUGAUGAAGGGCGCAGUCCAAAGAUUGAUCAGCGAAUUGAAGAAUAUUAAGUAUUCCAAUGUCUCAACUUUAUCUCCACCAAAAUCUAAAUUUGCUUACGAAUCUGCAAAGGUUGCUCCAGAAGGUAUCAUCACUCAAGAUUACCUGUGGAAGAGAUUAUCUUACUUCUUAAAGCCAAGAGAUAUCAUUGUCACUGAAACUGGUACUUCCUCCUUUGGUGUCUUGGCUACCCACUUACCAAGAGAUUCAAAGUCUAUCUCCCAAGUCUUAUGGGGUUCCAUUGGUUUCUCCUUACCAGCUGCAGUUGGUGCUGCAUUUGCUGCUGAAGAUGCACACAAACAAACUGGCGAACAAGAAAGAAGAACUGUUUUGUUUAUUGGUGAUGGUUCUUUACAAUUGACUGUCCAAUCAAUCUCAGAUGCUGCAAGAUGGAACAUCAAGCCAUACAUCUUCAUCUUAAACAACAGAGGUUACACUAUCGAAAAGUUGAUCCACGGUCGUCAUGAGGACUACAACCAAAUUCAACCAUGGGAUCACCAAUUGUUAUUGAAGCUCUUUGCUGACAAGACCCAAUAUGAAAACCAUGUUGUUAAAUCCGCUAAAGACUUGGACGCUUUGAUGAAGGAUGAAGCAUUCAACAAGGAAGAUAAGAUUAGAGUCAUUGAAUUAUUCUUGGAUGAAUUCGAUGCUCCAGAAAUCUUGGUUGCUCAAGCUAAAUUAUCUGAUGAAAUCAACUCUAAAGCCGCUUAA
Pichia kudriavzevii is the source of this 1728-nucleotide messenger RNA. RefSeq lists its product as uncharacterized. The record is from RefSeq and is a predicted model, not a curated record. The transcript has a single exon. Gene Ontology annotation, molecular function: thiamine pyrophosphate binding; magnesium ion binding; carboxy-lyase activity. NCBI's taxonomy places the organism in Eukaryota, Fungi, Ascomycota, Pichiomycetes, Pichiales, Pichiaceae. Bases 1 to 1728 code for a protein of 575 amino acids.